UGUAAGAAGUAAACACAGCUUUGGAAACAUGGCCUUAAAGCUAAUUAGGCGUUAUGAAAACUCCGAGUCCGAUGCCAAGACUCAACCCAAACUUGUUUUGGGUCACCUGACUCGAGCUCCUUUGCAAUGUCCUCUGGGUAAUUGUCUGGCCACCAUCUCCUCGCUGGACCUGCUCGUCCACCUGAAGGAACAGCACUUGACCCCGGCCUCUGCUAACGAUCAUUUUCACCUGGCUUUCGAGGGAGAGCGCUGCACCCUGGUCUUCGAUCCCCAGCGACUGACUCCGCGCCACACCAUUUGCUUGGGCGUCCUGCUUUUCGGAGGCAAACGUGGCGAAGUGGGCAAAUUACCCGGCGAACAGGAACUCUGUCAUCGAAAUCGUGUCCCGCCGGAUUCGGGAUUGCAAACGGUGGCGGAUCAUCAGCCCGUUUUGGUUCUGGUGCGGAAGUGUGCCUUCUUCGAGUGGCUAUCGCAGGAUAGGGAUAUGAAAUCGAAGGAGGAGGAGGAGGAGUUCCCUAAUCAGCGAAGACACGACUACGGAAACCCUAGAACGGAGGAAUACCUGCAUUUCAGGAGUCCUCACACAGGAAAGUGCCUUCCCAGGAGGGUGGAACGCCUGGACUUCAGAGCUGAGGCGUGGCCAAAAAGCAUGGGAGAAACUCACAACCAGGACCUCAUACACAGCAAAAGAACGGAUUACAAAAGUCAUGCCUCAAAAGAUCAAAAGAGACAAGGUCCAAAGGAGACCAUUGACCCAGGAAACCUGGAAAUGUACCUCAUUUGGACGCAGAGUGUUCCCAGUACCCGACCCCUCUACGCCUCCAUCACCGUCCACGAUCGCACCAUGUCGGAGGGUCGGAGUGUCCUCCGAUUGGUGACCAAUUCCGGCAGAGCUCGUCCCGAACUCGAUGGCAAACAGCUGCCCCAUUCCCGCAAUUCCUUGUGGCUCACCCAAGGGGAAAUUGAGCAGUUGAGUGGAGCGAAGCGCGGUCUCCAUCUCGAAAUGAUCCUGAAAGAGCGAUUGGAAGAGCCAUCUUAAAUACAAAACCAUUUA
Messenger RNA from Drosophila rhopaloa, 1054 nucleotides. RefSeq lists its product as uncharacterized. Lineage: Eukaryota; Metazoa; Arthropoda; Insecta; Diptera; Drosophilidae. The record is from RefSeq and is a predicted model, not a curated record. Bases 29 to 1039 code for a protein of 336 amino acids. The transcript has a single exon.